CUCACUCAUCACUGCACUCUGCUGGUGCGCAGUGUAUAUAAGUAUAUAAUGCAGCCUUAAGUGGAAAGAUUGGCGAACGAAAGAAUGAUUCAACCCUUGUUUUUCACGAUUCUGUCACUAGCUGUGCGAUCUUAUGCACAAAUUGAAGGAAUUUCGUGUCUGCAACAAAUCAGUGGCCAACCACCGACAAUAUGGGAGAAUUGUGAGUAUUGCUUGGGUAUGUUGCCUCUUCUUGAAAUGAUAUGGAAUCCUUGUGUACCGCGUAGCCGAGGAAUUCAGCAAAAACAAGUGGCGGUGAGUGUCCACUUUCUAAUACUAUAAGAAUAAUUGCCCAAACAUUUCUAACGUUUACCGUUUUGAAAUUACAGAUGUAAGUCUUUGGAAAUUUGAAGCAUUUUUCAUAAAGCUUACAGAUGUUACGAUGGUGACGACAGAAGUCAUGUACUUAACCCACAAGACGAUUGCAGAUACUGCAAGGUUAUAAAAGACAAGUUCGGCUUCGGACUCGACCAAUACACAUGCAGGAGAAAGAACUGCCAGGAAGACACUGACAAAGAAGUAUGCUGCGAUGGUGACCUAUGCAACUUUUCCUUUCCUUAUGCCGAGGUCAACCGCGUAGAUAUUGUUAGCGAAGAAGAGGCAAACGAGUUCAUCCACUCAUUUUAUACAACAACAACUAAAGAAACUACAACUACAACUCCAUCUACGACCCCAACGACACAAAGUACAACAAGAACCACAGAAAUCAAUAAAACGGAACAUGCUACCCAGGCAAUGGUGAGCACCGUCGGCGAAACUGGCAAUAAGACGCAAGGAGAAUCAGUGGCUUCAAACAACACGGGCUCAGGAAUGUCGCCAAGUCCACCCGAGUCCGAAACUAACUAAAACACUUCAGGUCUUCCAACUGGUCAUUCGGAAUCACCAUCCAUUUCCUAAUUUAUCCAUCUAACAAUUUAUGCCAUGCUGAGUAUUCGGAAUAUUUUAGAAAUUUUUUUCACAACUUUUUUCUCCCCUUUCACUUGGGGUAACUUCACAUUUGGUUUUACGACCUUAUGAAUAAUGACGUUGGGAUUUGAUCACUCACCCAAUAACACAUUGUUUCUUGCAGUACUUUUUGUGAUCGUCAUGUGAUCGACAUAACUUAUAUGCUGUAAUUUUGUUACCCAUUCGGUUUAAGCCGUGAAAGUUGCAUAAACUUAUCGAGAAUAAAGUUAUUCUUCUUUGA
Opisthorchis viverrini is the source of this 1225-nucleotide messenger RNA. RefSeq lists its product as hypothetical. The record is from RefSeq and is a predicted model, not a curated record. NCBI's taxonomy places the organism in Eukaryota, Metazoa, Platyhelminthes, Trematoda, Opisthorchiida, Opisthorchiidae. Bases 85 to 321 code for a protein of 78 amino acids. The transcript is spliced from 7 exons.